Messenger RNA from Magallana angulata, 3508 nucleotides. RefSeq names its product protein Hook homolog 1-like. Lineage: Eukaryota; Metazoa; Mollusca; Bivalvia; Ostreida; Ostreidae. The transcript is spliced from 14 exons. The record is from RefSeq and is a predicted model, not a curated record. Bases 132 to 2006 code for a protein of 624 amino acids.
CGUAAAAUUCACUAUGAAUGAUAUUAUUUUACUUGCCGAUGAACGAUGUGUACGUUGCUCUUUAAAAUAUUGUUUGUUUAUACACUCAGGUCACUCUGAAUGAUGGUAGAGAUGUGACUCUUGAACUGAAAAUGUUUCAGUCCUCUACACAUGAUAAUUUUGAGAAGAUGUGCCGAACUUCUAGAACGGCUUUUUUACAAUGGGCAAAAACACAGGGUCUUUGUGUACAGGAUAUCGGUAGAGUGAAUGGCCAGAACUCAGGAUGCUUGCAGCAAACAAGUAGUGAUGAUGCAUCUCAGGUCAGAAGUCAAAGCAACCAAAUAAAUGAAAAUGAACCAAAGCAGAUAGAGUACAGAGAACUAGAUAUGAAGUUGCUCGGACGGAACGUACUGGUCCCUGUAAGUAAUUUAAUAGAGCCGCCAUUUCAGAGGAAAGUUCGGGAACUGGACCCAGACCACGUGAAAAACUUGGAAAAACAGCUGUUGGAAACACCUCAGCUGUUUUCCGUUCUAAUUGGAAAUGUAUGUUCAGAGAAUAAUGUCAGUAUCGAUAAAAUACAAGAAGAUGGAUUUCCAUUCGUAGAAGUGCUUGGUGGAAACCACACCCGCCAAGCUUUGCAAAAUUUGGCUAAUAAGGAAGGCGUCGUUAGGAAAGUCUGCGUAGAUUUGUAUAAAAAUCUUACGCCAUCUGAGGCUAUAUUUCUUGGACUUAAACACAACUCGAUACAUGAAUGUUCACGACAAACUUCAUUCGUCGAACUUGUGCAACUGUUUAGAAAGCUACUACAGGAGUGUAGAAAGAAUGAAAAAUUACCUAAAAAGUGUUCAUCCAUGUGGAGGGAUCAAGUUGCCUCAAUAAUGUGUGUAAAUAAGCAAAAAUUGAAAAAUUCCUUUAAGACACACCUCCACUGUGCCUCUCUUAGCGACGAAUUAUGGGCAGGAAUAGAAGAGUUUUUCCAGGCGUGGAAAGACAAGAAAAUUCUCAAACAACCGAAAGGAGAUCUAAAACAAACACAUCUCAUCUCCUGGACUAAAUGUGACGAGAAUGUGAAGAAUGAAUUGUUACAUGAUGUUAUCCGCGGUGAUAUUUCAUUUGGGAGGUUUAAGGAUCGAUGUUCAAUAAGGAAAAAGACAACAAAAGAUGCUGAAAAACAGCAAACAAAGAAAAGACAACACAUUGAAGACGAAGAUCUGAAUGCAGACGAAGACAAUGAAAAUGAACAUCAAGAAAUGUUGAACACGGAUGAUGAACCAUCAGUUAGUCCAGGAGCAAGGCUGACAAGUGAUGAUCUAGACCCAAAAGAUGACUACAAACAAGCUCUAGGAAACGUUCGAACAAAAUUGAUGAUAGAAGAGAACAGAAAUGAAGAACUAGAAGCUGAAAAUGCUCAACUUAAGUUAGAACUAGAACAGACAAAAAAGCAGUCCAAAACAUGGGAGGAAAAAUGCCAGACCAUCAAGAAAACGAACGAAGAACUGCAAGGCAAAAUUGUGGAGCUAGAAGAUGCACUAAAGCAUGCACAAGCUGCUGCUGCUAGGGCACGCAAGGCCAGAGAAAUGAAGACUGUUGACGAUUUACCAGAAAAGGAAGGUUUUCAGGGUAGAAAAAGAAAAAUUGGUCCAAAUGAGGAAGAAGAAAGGGAAAAUAUGAUCGAGGACAGAAGAAGAAAACUUAUAACAAACCAGGAUGUAGAAAAGGAGAAUAUGAUUGAGGUGAAUUGUGGAAUGGUGCAGUAUGGAGGUAAUAUUUACUUUGGUAAAUUUGAGACAGAAACAGAAUUUGUUUUCUGUAAGUCACCAGUGAUCAACAUCGACUACAAUGAAAAGUCAAUCACAAUAUCAAGCAAAGAAAAAACGAAACAACUUAACACCAGAGAUUGCCAGAGAGUGAAGAAAGAAGAAGUUGCUCUGAAAUUUAAAGCGAAGUUGAGUUCGAAAGGAAAAAUUGAUAUAGCGUUAAGAGACGAAUAUCUCAGAAGAGUUGUAAAGGGGCACUUGGAGUGGUGACGAUUCUUGAUAGUAAUACAAUGCUUAUAUUGAUAGAUAGUUAGUUGUUUUGAUAAAAGAGAAUACUGUAAAUUCUUAUCCUUUAGUUUUCAAACAGGAUCAAACUCUUUUUUGUUGUGAUCAAUGUGGAAUAUAAAUAUCAAAUCUUCAGCUAUCAUUUUGUUAUUAACAAUUUGUCUCAAAUUAUAGCAAUUUUUUGUUCGAGUGCAGUAAACUGUUAAUCAUACUUUUUGAUCUAGGGGGAAUUUUACCCCAUGGCUUAAGCGAGGGAAUUGUAAUUGCUGUACAUGUGGUGUGUAGAUAUUGCUCUUACUUUUUAUUUUGGGAGGAAAUUUACCCCAAGCCUAAAGAAAGAAAUUUUGCAAUAGCUAUGAAUAUGUUAUGUAGGUAUUGUACUUUUUGAUUUGAGAGGAAAUUUACCAAAAGACUAAAGAGGAAAUUUAUUCCAAGACUAAAGGGUGGAAUUUUGUAUUAAGCAUAUGCUGUAUAUAUAUUAAUCUUACAUUUUGAUUUGGGUAGAAAUUUACCCCAAGACUAAAAGGUGAAAAUUUGUAACUGCUAUACAUAUGUUGUGUAGGUGUUUUUUUUAGUUUUUGAUUUGGGAGGAAAAUUUACCCAAAGGCCAAAUAGUGAAAAUAUGUAACUGCUUAUACUUAUGGUAUGUAUAUAUUAAUCAUAUUUUUUGAUUUGAGGUGAAUUUAGCCAAAGGCUAAAAUAAGGGACUUUGUAAUUGCUAUACAUAUGUUGUGUAGGUGCUUAUCUUACUAUUUGAUUUGGGAGGAAAUUUACCCCAAGUCUAAAUAGCGAAAAUUUAUCAUUGCUAUGCUUAUGGUGUGUAUAAAUUAAUUUUACUUUUUGAUUUGGGAGGAAAAUUUACCCCAGGCUGAAAGGUGAAAAUUUGUAAUUGCUAUACAUAUAUUGAAUGGGUGUUUAUUAGUUUCUGAUUUGAGAGGAAAUUUACCCCAAGUCUAAAUAGUGAAAAUUUGUAAUCGAUAUACUUAUGGUGCGUGCAUAUUAAUCUUGCUUUUUGAUUUGAAGGGGAAUUUAUCCCAAUGCUAAAGAGAGGGACUUUUUAAUUGCAAUACAUAUCUUGUGUUUGUGUUCAUCUUACUUUUUGAUUUAGGAGGAAAUUUAUUCCAAGACUAAAGAGUGGAAUUUUGUAUUUGCUAUACUUAUGGUGUACAUGUAUAUAUAUUACAUUUUGAUAUGGGAGGAAUUUUCCCCUAAGGUUAAAGAAAGGUACUUUGUAAUUGCUUUAAAUUUGUUGUGUAGGUGUUUAUUUUACAUUUUGAUUUGGGAGGAAAUUUUUUCCAAUACCAAAAGGUGAAAAUUUGUAUUUGCUAUAUAUAUGGUGUGAAUAUAUAAAAAUCUUUCUUUUUGAUUUGAGGGGAAAUUUACUCCAAGGCUGAAGAGAGGGAAUUGUAAUUUCUAUACAUAUGUUGUGCAUGUGUUUAUCUUAUUUUUGUAUGUAUUUACGAGUCAAUAAAUUAGUUAACACAGAU